Aspergillus ochraceoroseus IBT 24754 is the source of this 486-nucleotide messenger RNA. RefSeq lists its product as uncharacterized. Lineage: Eukaryota; Fungi; Ascomycota; Eurotiomycetes; Eurotiales; Aspergillaceae. The transcript has a single exon. The record is from RefSeq and is a predicted model, not a curated record. Bases 81 to 398 code for a protein of 105 amino acids.
GGCCAACCCAAUUUUUGUUCUAUUUCUCGCUCAGAAUCCUGGAAUUUGAUAUAUUACUGGGGAAUAUUUAUGACUCUUGCAUGCUUAUGAGGAGUAGCAAUGGCCCAAGUGCUCUCUGUCGAACUGCCGUUCCCCCGACAAUGUGCCGCGCGUUAUUGAGCUUUAAAGAGGAGCUCAGACUAUCUAUCCUCUACAGGACGAAACGAGAAUGCAGAAGGCAUGAAUAUUUGCAUCACAGUCCAGAACAUGGGAUCGCGUGUAUUCGGGAACUCAUGUCUUGUCCCACAUAUUAUUCUCCACCUGCGUCCUUUCUGCGAAGGCACGUAUUCGGAAUAUGGGAUUUGCCUCCCUACCAGGGUCCUCGUCGCUUAAGCCAAAUCGAAUGGACUAGUGGGUAAACAUCGGCACAGACUGUAUGGCAAUGCUGGAGGGAACUGAGGAGAAGAGACGGCUUUCUCCAGCAGAUGAAUUCUUCGACGUUGCCUG